CGCAACAUGCCCGACCCGAAACCCGAUGGACCCAAACCCGAUUUGCCCGCAACCCUAUUGAACCCCAACCCGAUGAACCCGCAACCCAACUAACCCGCAACCCGUUUGAACCCGAACCCGAUGAACACGGAACCCGACUAACCCGCAACCCGAUUGAACCCAGACCGAACCCGCCCGAUUGACACCUAUAGUUGUUAUCCCAAUCAAGAUGAACUUCUCAAGUUAUCGAGUUGCUCAUUACGACUCGGUCGACGAUGACCAAACACGUGUCGACGAGUUAGACUUGGCAGAUGAAAAGCGCAAAGUGGCGGCGAUGCGUCUGGAAAGGAUGAAACGACAGGUAGCUCAGUACUAUGACAAAAAGAUGUGCCCGCACGGGAUCACUGUCGGCGCCCAAGUACUCAAGCGUGACUUCCGCUCAAACUCUCGGGAGGGGAAGUUAGCACCAAAAUGGAAGGGUCCAUACCGAGUGCGAGUUGUUGUGGGAGCCCGGACAUUCAAGCUGGAACACCCUGAUGGCAAGGUGGUGAAAAGGACGUGGAACGCACAAAAUUUACGACUUUACCAACAGUCGUGCGCGCGUCUCCGAUUGAUAGCGAGGAUAUGAUGGUAUGGUUUAACGAAAGUGGGGGGCAUUUUGUUCAUACUUUGUGUAAUCAAGUGUGACGUUUACAGCGCUCGUGUCGUGUAUAAAGCGCCCAAAGUAGUAGCGCCGUAUUAUGUUCAAAAUGCCCAAAACUGUAAGCGGCCCAACUGUGUUGACAUGUCAUGUUUACUUUAAUGGUCAGUUAAAGCGCCCCAUUUUGCGCCCUAUGCCUUGAGCAAAAAUCCGCAAUUGUGUUAAUUUAUUUAAAGCGCCCAACUUUGUGCCCUUCAAUUGAACGAGUGAUGAAAGUGAGUGGGGCCUUGUUAAAGCGCCCAACCUUGCGCCCUUCGGACGAUACAAUCACACAUAUAUGACAGCGCCCAUGCCUAGCGCCCUACAACGAAAAGAAAAUCAAACAACACACCAAUUAAGAACGCAUAAGAUA
Messenger RNA from Linum trigynum, 1031 nucleotides. Lineage: Eukaryota; Viridiplantae; Streptophyta; Magnoliopsida; Malpighiales; Linaceae. The record is from the annotation of a GenBank genome assembly.